Molecule: messenger RNA, 1550 nt
Organism: Plutella xylostella (diamondback moth)
Lineage: Eukaryota; Metazoa; Arthropoda; Insecta; Lepidoptera; Plutellidae
Gene: Timp
Product: Tissue inhibitor of metalloproteases
Biological process (GO): negative regulation of membrane protein ectodomain proteolysis; negative regulation of endopeptidase activity
Cellular component (GO): extracellular matrix
Molecular function (GO): metalloendopeptidase inhibitor activity; protease binding
Source: RefSeq, a predicted model, not a curated record
GGGCGCUCAGUUACAGAUUGCUCGUUGGCCCGCACGCGUGUCGCCCUCUCCCCGCGCCUCCGCGAGAGCACAUACGCGCAUGUUCCAUUUUCAAAAUUUUCCCUCCGAUUUUCUUUUCCUUUUUAAUUCGUGGAACUAGUGAACUGUUAGUUGACGUGAGUUCUACGCUUACUUGGAUCGUUUGAUUGAAAAGCUGAAGUUUAUUAUCAGUUACCGUUGAUCAGCAAAUAUACACCCAGGAUAGAAUAAUAAAUCCACCUAGACGCAGCAACACCAGUCGGCCAUGUUGAUCUGCUGGCUGACGCUGGCGCUGCUGGGCGCGGGCUGGCGCGCCGCCGACGCCUGCAGCUGUGCGCCCGCGCAUCCGCAGACGCAGUUUUGUAAUAGCGACUUUGUGAUCGUAGGGAGGGUGCAGAAAAUGUUCAAAGGCAACGAGUACUACAACGCCUACAAAUUGAAAAUUCGCAACGUUUUCAAAAGUUCACCAAAGGCCGCGGUGGCGCUGAAGUCGAGUCGGAUCCUGACUCCCUCCCAGGACUCUUUCUGCGGGGUCACGCUGCGGCCGCGGGAGACCUACGUCAUCACUGGCACAGUCCACCAACUCCAGGCGCACGUGAACCUGUGCGGGCUGGUGAGCAAGUGGCGUGACGUCACGCCGCGGCAGAGGAAGGGCUUCCGCAUGCUCUACAAGCAGGGCUGCACUUGCAAGGUCCACAUGACCAGACGACGGACGAAGUCUCCCAACACGUGCGUGACGAACUUCAACGAAUGCUUCGAGAGCCACGGCAUCUGCCUGCACGACAGCAAGGGGAAGUGCCGGUGGACCAGGGCGCCGGCGCUGACGAGGUGCUUUCAGUCGCAGCGAGGCAACGGCACGAUGACCUGACUGCCACCGAACCAAUUUAUUUAAACACUAAUGUACCUUCCGUUUGUAAACUACACCGCGACUCACCGUUACUAGGGGAAAAUUCGAAAAUAACAAACACUACCUGAAAGUGACUUGUUUUUUAAGUUGGUAUUUUGUUGAGUUAAAGAAUACUGGAUUCGAGGGUAGUUCUUGUACUAUUUAUGUUAUGUUAUACUUAUUGUAUUUUCGGUUCUUCAGAUUGCAUUUAACUGCACACAUAACAAACGGGAAACUCGUUUCUUUAUUUACUGUUCUAAAAUACAAGUAAUUAAGUUAUUUUUCAUGUUCACUCUGUGAUUUUUCCUUUCCGACGAAAUAACUAAGGUACCUAAUUGUUGUUUUGUAGUUGAGAGAGUAAUUUUAACGUUAUUUUUGUAUUAUUUAUUGUAAGUUAAAAUGUGCCACUAUACAUGAUGGAAGUCAUUAGCGGUCAAGUUCAAGACUGGACAUUAAGUAGGCGUUUUAUCCUGAACAAUUUAAAAUGAAAAAAAAUUACAUUAUUUAAAUAAAAGUUUACCGAUUACAAUGGUACAUCUAACUUUGACUUGAUCACUAAUGAAAUUCAACCUAGUAUUUGUGAAUUAACAGUUCAUAGUGAUAUUGUUAACAUAGGUUAAAAUAAACCAUUUUUAUAAAAAUCUUA